Messenger RNA from Penicillium soppii, 1647 nucleotides. Its product is annotated as MFS transporter. NCBI's taxonomy places the organism in Eukaryota, Fungi, Ascomycota, Eurotiomycetes, Eurotiales, Aspergillaceae. Gene Ontology annotation, molecular function: transmembrane transporter activity. Bases 1 to 1647 code for a protein of 548 amino acids. The record is from RefSeq and is a predicted model, not a curated record. Gene Ontology annotation, biological process: transmembrane transport. The transcript has 2 exons.
AUGGCAGUUAUCACACGCAUAUUGUCCUAUGCGGUCAAUAAGCCUUAUCGAUCUCAGGAUAUCUGCUACGAACCCCAUCCUUUUAUCAAUGAAGAUGGGUAUGUUGACUUCACCCCGGGUGACAUCGAGAACCCCCGUAACUGGUCGACAACUCGCCGUGUUACCAUCACCAUGACUGCUGUUUUGCUUGUCGUGAAUGCAACAUUCGCUUCAAGCUCCCCCAGUGGUUGUUUUGGUUCCAUCUCAAAAGAAUUUGGCAUAUCUACCGAGGUGGCUGGUUUAACAAUCACACUUUUCUUACUUGGCUACUGCGCCGGACCCCUCGUCUUCGCCCCGCUCAGCGAGUACUAUGGGCGCCGUUGGAUUUUCUACAUCAGCUUUGCAUUCUACCUCGCAUUCAAUUUCAUGUGCGCCUUUGCGCCUAAUCUUGGCGUGCUACUAGUGGGUAGGUUCCUGGCAGGAACUUUUGUCUCAGCGCCUCUGAGCAACGCCCCGGGAGUGCUCGCAGAUUUAUGGGAUCCACUCCAGCGCGCUAACGCCAUGGCUGGAUUCUCGGCAAUGGUAUACGUUGGACCAGCCCUUGGACCAGUUAUCGCUGGCUUUCUCGAGCUAAAGAGAGAUUGGCGUUGGAGCUUUUAUGUGCUGCUCUGGCUUGGUGGAUUAACCGCCGUCUUGAUGUUGACCAUUCCGGAGACAUACGCGCCAACAAUUUUGUACAACAAGGCGAAGCGAAUUCGAAAGGCAAAGAUUCCAGCGUACGAGUACGUCAAGGCUGAAGUUGAGGACAGCGAUCGAACCCUCGUUGGUAUCUACAAAGUGGCGCUAACGCGACCAUGGAAAAUUCUUUUCGAUCCAAUUUCUCUGCUAUGCGCUAUCUACAUGGCAAUUGUCUAUACUUUACUCUACAUGCUUUUCACCAUCUAUCCCAUCGUGUUCCAAGAGAAGCGUGGGUGGAACUCAGGUGUGGGUGAACUACCUUUGGUUGGCACCGUCAUCGGCGCGCUCAUCGGCGGUCUGAUUGUUUUGAUUGACACUCGGCUCCGCCAGAGGAAAAUUGAGAGGGGUGAGAAGAAAAUGGAAGAUAACGUUCCUGAAGAUCGAUUAAUUCUAGCUAUGAUUGGUGGCAUUGGAUUUCCCGCAACCAUGUUCUGGUUUGCAUGGUCGGCUGAAUACAACUCUGUCCACUGGAUUGUUCCCACUCUCGCCGGGUGCUUCCUUUCAAGCUCUCUACUUCUCAUAUUUGUCGCAUAUUUGAAUUACCUCGUGGACUGUUAUUUGAUGUACGCUGCUUCUGCCAUCGCUGCAAACACCAUUGCCCGCUCCGCCUGCGGGGCUGCCGCACCGCUUUUCACUAACCAGAUGUUCUCCGCACUUGGUGUUGGGGGCGGAGGGAGCCUCAUCGGAGGCGUUGCUUCCCUGCUAGCCGUUAUUCCAUUUCUUUUCUAUAAGUAUGGAAAGCAGAUCAGACUCCGAAGUCGAUUUGCGCCGGCACUAGAUGCUCGCAGACAAGAAAAGACAGAUGAGGAGGCUGUUCCCCCGGGCGCAGGUAUUCAAAGCUCUGUUUCGCCACCAGAUGAAAGUGAAAGUUCCAUCUCGGAAGUCAGUGAGAGUGCUGAAGUAGAGAGAGGAGAGAAGGCUCGAGAUUGA